AUGGCUGCCGGCAACAGUAAUGUUACGUCGGAUCAAUUAGCGCUUCUUGCGCUAAGAGAUCGCAUGAUCAAUUCAGAGCCUCGAGAAAUAUUGGCAAAAAACUGGUCCAUUACCUCCCCUGUUUGCGAUUGGAUAGGGGUCACCUGCGGCUCUCGACACCGCGGAGUGACUGCCUUGAAUAUCUCAAACAUGAACCUUACCGGUACCUUACCUCCUCAACUUGGGAAUCUGUCCUUUCUUGUUUCCCUUGAUAUUAGCAAAAACUAUUUCCACGGAGAACUACCUCGCGAGUUAGCUCACUGGCGCCGACUAAGAUACCUUGAUUUCGGGUUCAACAAUGUCGGUGGAGAGCUUCCCUCCUGGUUUGGCUAUUUGCAUAAACUCCGAUACCUGUCCCUCAGAGAAAAUAGCUUUACGGGUUCUAUCCCGCCUUCCAUCUCUAACAUGUCAAACUUGGAGAUGCUAUGGCUGUCUUAUAAUUCCAUUGAGGGGAACGUUCCGAUAGUAUUUCAGGAACUUCAUAAUUUGAAGCAUUUGAUUAUUGAGCAUAAUCAGCUUUCGGACAACAUCUGUGACGGCCUUCAGAAACUUACUUUUCUUGGUCUAACAGGUAAUAGUUUGACUGGUCAAAUACCUUCAACACUGUCCCGGUGUUCACUGCUUCAGGUGCUAUCCUUGUCAGUGAAUUAUUUCACUGGACCCAUACCCAAGGAAAUAGGAAACUUGACAAAGCUGGAAAAGCUAUACUUGGGGACCAACAACUUAAGAGGUGCAAUUUCAACUGAAUUAUGGAAUUUAACCAUGUUGAUGAAUUUAGAUUUUGGCGACAACAAAUUGACAGGUGGAAUACCUGAAAGCAUUGGGAAUCUUCACACAUUAGAGACUCUUGCUUUAUUCAACAAUUCAUUAUCAGGUUCCAUACCAGCUGCAAUUUUUAACAUUUCAUCUCUCCAAUAUAUUGGACUCCACCAGAACAAAUUCUCAGGAACGAUUCCUUUGACAGUGAGUAAUAAGUUAAGCAAUUUGGAGUCUCUUUUUCUUUAUCGGAAUGACUUGACUGGUGUUAUACCCAACUCCAUCUCAAAUGCUUCUAAGCUAGUUUUUUUGAUACUUUACAAUAACGAGCUCACAGGUUCAAUCCCCACCUCUUUAGGAAGUUUAAGAAAUCUAAAAAUUCUAAACUUGGUUUUCAACAGGCUAUCAAGUGAAUCCUCAGAAUUGAGCUUUUUCACUUUCUUGACGGCUUGCAGAUCCUUGAGAUAUUUAACAUUGAAUAAUAAUCCUCUAAAUGGUUUUCUACCAGCUUCCAUUUCUAACUAUUCGACUUCACUUGAAGGGAUAAGUGCAGUCACUUGUAAAAUCAAAGGAAACAUCCCAGCUGGAAUCAACAAUUUGAGCAGUUUACUAGUUCUAGAUUUUUCAGAUAAUGAAUUGAUUGGAUCUGUCCCAAGAACUAUGCAUAGUCUGGCAAAUCUUCAAGUGCUGUACUUGAACUCGAAUCAAAUAAGAGAUGUCUUGGACAUUUUCUGUGGAUUACAUAGUUUGGGGUUGUUAAGCUUGAGCCAAAAUCAAUUCUUUGGUAGUAUUCCAGAAUGCUUAGGAAAUAUGACAAAUUUUAGACAGAUUUUUCUAGACUCCAACAGGUUGACUUCCAUGAUACCUGCUAACCUAUUGAGCAUGAAAGAUCUCCAAAUUCUCAACCUUUCAUCAAAUUUCUUAAGUGGAUCGCUACCUUUAGACAUCGGGAACCUCAAAGCAGCAUAUAGUUUAGAUAUCUCGUUCAAUCAAUUAUCAGACAAAAUCCCUACAACCAUUGGAGAGCUACAAGCUUUACAGAACCUUUCAUUGGCGAGAAAUAAUUUGCAGGGUUCUAUACCAGAAUCAUUUAGCUAUAUGAGUAAUUCAAUUAGAAGAUCGAGCAAAAGAAAGGUGCUUCUACUUGUCAUUAGUCUGUCAGGGAUGGCAGCAAUACUGAUAAUAGCAAUUGGAGCAUUAUUGAAUCUAAAGUGGCUAAAGAAACCAAAGAGUUCUGGUGGAACAGAGUUGAUGUUAGCGGCAAAAUAUGAAAGAUUUUCAUACUAUGACCUUUUGCACUCAACCGAUAACUACAAUGAAAGCAAUUUGCCUGGAGAAGGGAGCUAUUGUUCUGUUUACAAAGGGAUCCUAAGUGAUGGCACUGUUGUGGCUAUCAAGCUGCUGUAA
Molecule: messenger RNA, 2202 nt
Organism: Coffea arabica (coffee)
Lineage: Eukaryota; Viridiplantae; Streptophyta; Magnoliopsida; Gentianales; Rubiaceae
Source: RefSeq, a predicted model, not a curated record